Molecule: messenger RNA, 1356 nt
Organism: Cercospora beticola
Lineage: Eukaryota; Fungi; Ascomycota; Dothideomycetes; Mycosphaerellales; Mycosphaerellaceae
Product: gamma-glutamylcyclotransferase family protein
Source: RefSeq, a predicted model, not a curated record
UGCGUGAAGUACGGCAAAGACCCUGGUAGACGAGUCUCCGAUCGAACACGAUUCCUGAUAAUACUUACGAAAUGCUGAAGAAUUAGCGCUUCGCAGACCACAAAACGAAAAGGCCUAUCGAACUGCCGAGAACCAAGAGUCAUCGUUCAAGAUAAGCCGAUUGCAUUAUUGCGAGACAGUCGAAUAAGACAUUGAACAAAGCGAGGAGUACAAGCAAUCAAACAUCGUCAUCGCCAGGAUUAUAGAAGAAGAGUGGUCUCCGCGACCAGCAAAAACCAAUCCUCCUACCACUCCCGCAGAACUCAUCGCCAUUACCAUGGCCUCUGCAACCCCCAUCGAACCCACAGGCCGCUCAGCCUUCUUCUACGGCACCCUAAUGGCUCCCUCAGUCCUUCACCGCGUCUGUCACGGCAUCGCAGACUCAUCCAAUCCACUCUACGCAACCCACAACCUCAAGACUUAUCCCGCAAUCCUCCACAAUCAUCGACGCCACCGGGUCAAACAAGCCGACUACCCAGGCGUCGUUCCAUGUCCCAACUCUUCUGUUCGCGGAACAUUCGUCACAGGCCUCACAGAUGCCGACAUCUUCCGGUUGGACAUCUUUGAAGGCGACGAAUACGAGAGACGGCCAGUCAAGGUCAAAGUGUUGAAGGAAGAAGGCGAUGCUGAGACUGGGGAGGGCAAUGUUGAGGGCGAAGAAUUCUCCGCCGAAACCUACAUCUGGACAUCCUCACGCGACGAUCUCGAAGACCGCGAAUGGGAUUUCGCCGAAUUCCGUCGCGAAAAGGAGAGGUACUGGGUAGGAGCCAAGGGAGCAGGAGAAUAUGCAGGUAGACCUUCCAUCAUUGAAGUCGACGAAGCCGUUGCUGCAGCUCAAAAUAUGACUGACGGGACGAGAGGACGUGCCGCACACGGUGGGCACAUCACUAACGCUUUAGUCGAGGAGCAGAAAAAGAAGGUCUCCACUUAGGUGGUCCUGGCAGAGGGUUUGAGCAUGGCGUUGGAUACAGAUGCGGACGCAACAUUGCGAUAGAGAUAGACGGAAAGUUUCAAGAGACAGUAUAUGUCUGAACUGACGCUAUGAAGACCAAACUAUGUAGCUGCAUCGGAGCAGCGAAUGUUCUGUGCGCCUUGUUACGCCCCCCCAUUCACGCGCUGCCUGACUAACAACAUUCCUCACCUGGGGACAUGAGCGCCUUCAUUGCCCGACCUGACUCUGCAGCGCAUCUGGCUGUGAAUCAGGGAUUUCGGCCCCAUCGUUGCCCGUAUUGUCAGGAAAGCCUUCGAAAGUGUCUUCGUCGAGCAUCGACUUGCCCAGUGGAUCCGGUUCACCCUCGUCACCGAUGUCAAUCACAA